Messenger RNA from Prunus avium (sweet cherry), 571 nucleotides. RefSeq names its product fiber. NCBI's taxonomy places the organism in Eukaryota, Viridiplantae, Streptophyta, Magnoliopsida, Rosales, Rosaceae. The record is from RefSeq and is a predicted model, not a curated record.
CGUUAAGGACCCGGAUCAUUUUGCCAAGCAGAUCCGUUUUCGCUUCCAUUUUCAGCUCUCUAGGUUCUAGCUCAGAGGUACAGAGACAAAGAAGAAGAGUCACUCACACAAAUACACAGGCACGCAUUUAAGAGAGAUGGCAGUGAUGGAGAAGCUGAGGAUGUUCGUAGCGCAAGAGCCUGUGGUCGCAGCUUCUUGCCUCAUCGCUGGCUUUGGUCUCUUCCUUCCAGCUGUGGUAAGGCCAAUUCUAGACUCCUUUGAAGCUUCUAAGCAAGUCCCUCAGCCUGCUUUAAGCGAUGUUGUUGCAGGUAUGACAGGUAAAAAGUAGAGGUGAUAUGAUUCAUUGAUACAGGCGACACAAUUCGAACAAUCCCCCUCCUCUUUUCUCUUAUUUCCAUUUUCAUCAGCAAUGAAAUAAGCCUGACAAUCUUUUAUGGAGAACUAAGUGAUACUGCAUAUUGAAUAUUAUCCUUUUUUGUUGUAAGCUUAUGAAUCGUUUCGUUGUUGUGUUAACUUUAAGUAGCUGAGCUUCAUUUGAAGCCUGAUUAAUGCAUUCCUUAUGUUGCCAAAA